Molecule: messenger RNA, 5092 nt
Organism: Manis javanica (Malayan pangolin)
Lineage: Eukaryota; Metazoa; Chordata; Mammalia; Pholidota; Manidae
Gene: RASSF2
Product: Ras association domain family member 2
Biological process (GO): regulation of non-canonical NF-kappaB signal transduction; positive regulation of protein kinase activity; positive regulation of JNK cascade
Cellular component (GO): cytoplasm; nucleus
Source: RefSeq, a predicted model, not a curated record
GGCGGCAAAGGGGAGGAAGAAAGGCGAGGGGAGCGGAGUCGGGAGGAGAGGGAGAGCUAGAGAAAGGCGGGAGCGGGGACCCUCAAACCCGGUAGGGACGGAGAAAGGCGGAGGGGCGGCGGGGGAGCGAGGAGGGCGGGGCGCCCGAACCCCAAUCGCGAGGCUGCCGCCAGCCCGGCGGUGCUGAAUUUGAGCUGGGCCCGCCGAGCGCGGACCCAGGCGCGGGCUGGAGCUGCGCCCCCGGCCGGGACACCCCCACUUUCCAACUCCACCGUCCCCGCCGCCCCGGACGCAGGUGACCGGAAUCCCUAGGACGGGUUCUUCCAGAGGACAGAGGCUGUGCCUAGAGCCGGCUGGAAUUACAGCCUCCCCUUCUCAUGAAAAGCAAGAGGAAGAAUGGACUACAGUCACCAAACAUCCCUAGUCCCAUGUGGACAAGAUAAAUUCAUUUCCAAGAAUGAACUUCUCCUGCAUCUGAAGACCUACAACUUGUACUAUGAAGGCCAGAAUUUGCAGCUCCGACACCGUGAGGAAGAAGAUGAGUUCAUCGUGGAGGGGCUGCUGAACAUCUCCUGGGGGCUGCGCCGGCCCAUUCGUCUGCAGAUGCAGGAUGACAAUGAGCGCAUACGCCCCCCUCCCUCCUCCUCCUCCUGGCACUCCGGCUGUAACUUGGGGGCUCAGGGCACCAUCCUGAAGCCCCUCACCAUGCCCGACAUUCAGAUCUCAGAGGUGGAUGCCCCGGCCGAGAGUGACCAGACGGCGAGCCCCACAGACUCCAGGGGCCUGAAGCCCUUGCAGGAAGACACCCCGCAGCUGAUGCGCACACGUAGUGAUGUGGGGGUGCGUCGCCGUGGCAAUGUGAGGACACCCAGCGACCAGCGGCGAAUCAGACGCCACCGCUUUUCCAUCAAUGGCCAUUUCUACAACCACAAGACAUCUGUGUUCACACCGGCUUACGGCUCUGUCACCAACGUCCGGAUCAACAGCACGAUGACCACCCCCCAGGUCCUGAAGCUGCUGCUCAACAAAUUUAAGAUUGAGAAUUCAGCGGAGGAGUUUGCUUUGUAUGUGGUCCAUACUAGUGGUGAGAAACAGAAGCUGAAGAACACGGAUUACCCGCUGAUUGCCCGAAUCCUCCAGGGCCCAUGUGAGCAGGUCUCCAAAGUGUUCCUUAUGGAGAAGGACCAGGUGGAGGAAGUCACUUAUGAUGUAGCCCAGUAUAUAAAGUUCGAGAUGCCUGUCCUUAAAAGCUUCAUUCAGAAGCUCCAAGAAGAAGAAGACCGGGAAGUGAAGAAGUUGAUGCGCAAGUACACCGUGCUCCGGCUGAUGAUUCGGCAGAGGCUGGAGGAGAUAGCUGAGACCCCAGCAACGAUCUGAGCCACAAGGAGGGGACCCAGACACCACAGGGGCUGCUGUUGACAUAAGAUGCACAGGAAGCUGGGUGCAUUCCUUCCAUGGAUAUGUUUAAAUGUAAAUUUCUCCAAGCCACCAUUGGCUGCCCCGAGCAGGAUGAAGAAGCCAGCAGGCAACUCCCCAACCUCAAGUCCCUGCACUCUUUUCUUUAUUCACAAAGACUUCUGAUUUUUGUUAUACAGAAGACCCAAAAUGUGUGUGUGUGUGAGAGUGUGUGCACAGAGCAUAUAACCACGUGCCUACCUGGUAUUUUCACAUGCAGUUAAAUUCCCAGCAAUCAGCACACGUGCCAUGAGGCUAGCAGAUGUGCUGCUCAUGGCCAGGAAAGUCAGGGCAGUCACCGAUCUGAGGAGCUUUAGGCUUAAGAAAAGAUUUAUCCCCUCAAGUUCCAAGGAGCAGCCACACAUAUCUGCCCCUCUUUAGAAGGGUAAGGUGUCUACAAGGAUGGGAGAAUGUGAGAGAUACUUGGGGAGUAGCAAAAUGAUAGCCAUGCUCUUGGGGCAGGUCCAGUGGAAAGAGAUCCAUCCUGGGGUAGAUGCAAUAAGCCCACAAGUUUUUACACUGGAAACUCUGAUUGUUUUAAAUAACAAAGAUAUAUGUGAGGGUCUGUGUGGGGUCUGCCUCCUUCCCCACUUCCAUGGCCACCUCAAGGGGACAGAAAGGGAAGCUGAUGUUUCAGCCCAGCAAGCUGCAGACCCCACCUCUUCGGUGCCUCCUUCAGUUGAAGGAAGGGUCUCAUGAAAUAUGUCUCACUGGUUUGUACCUGGCACUGACCGGCUAGCAUAGCUAGGGCUUGGCCUUGUUCUGAGAUGGAGGCUAGGGAGUUUCCCUCUGGGGAAAUGUAGAGGCUCCUUGCAGAAAUGGCAGGGGUCUGUGAUACCAGCCCAUUUUCACAUCCUCAAGGGGUCUUCCUGCACAUAGCUGAGGCUAUGUGUUUGGAGUCAAGGCUUUAUUUUUUCAGCCACUGGAUUAUUGCCCAUUGUCUUGGCCUCGUGCAUGGUGAUGGACUCCAAGAACUAGGUCUUGUUCUGCUACUGACUGAGCGUGGGGUUCCGGGAAGCCUUUGGGCUGCCCUGUGAAGGUGCACAGGGAGGAUGGAGCUUCUGUCUCAGCCACAUGGGCAAUCUUUAGAGCAGACCCCAGUGGGGAAAAAGGGCAGGGACAGUCUGUCCCCUGUGGCCCCUCUUGGGAAGACCGUGAGGUAGCUGGGCACCAGAGUGACUGAUGCAGUUUGCAGAGGGAGAGACGGAUGCUUGGAGCAGGAAGCCUGACUGUGGACAUGAACCAAGCCAGGCCAGGAGCUCCAAACAGGAGAUGUCUGAGCCUUGUUGGGGUAGGGACACCCCCAUCCCGCACCUCCUCCCCAAGGAAGAUUUGGAGCACUGAGCACUUGUGGAAAGGACAGCCACUAAUGUGUGCAGUGCCGUUAAGGAAGGCAGACCUCUGCAGAAGAACUGGGCCCACCCUGGGGCCCCUCCUGCCCCCUGCCCACCUGGUGGUUUCCACAGCUUCUUUAGAUGGCUCACAGCUGUGGUUUCAUUGUUGACUUUCAAAAAGAUGGCAGGCUGCCAGCUGGCAUCUUGCCCGGGGUCUCCUAGCAAGCCGGCCUCUGCGGGGACAGUGCUGCCAGCCCCCACAUGGACUGGAAAUCCAGAGGGCCUUUUUUUCAACCAUGCACCUCGGCAGGCUUCUGCAAAAUGAACAGAGAAAACUGGGGGUUGGGGGAGAGGUUAUCUUUGUUACGGAUUGGAAAGAGCAGUUCUUUGAAUGCAAACUUGCUUCCUGAGUUUUGCAUUUGAGAAAAUGACUUGGGAAACUUCUCUUCCAGUUAUAUUUAUUUUGAAUGUUCAAAGCCUUUGUUGGCUCUAAUAAUUCUCCUUGGGGGUCCACAAAGCAAGUUAUUAACCACUGUUAUUGGACAGCUUUUUCUGUUUUUUCAAAUUUCUCUUUAAUUUGCACUACCACUCUGAUAGUGUUAAAUAUGGAAAUGUUGUAAAAGAUCAGGUUUGCCAGAUCACUUCCUAAGAAAGUGAUGCUAAGGUAGACUUGGCUUUUUAGAGAUGGGGUGUUGGUGUGGAAGUGAGGGGAAAAUCCCAUCUUACAAAUACUUAAUGCAGGCCACACUUUUCCACUUUGGCUCACCCCAGUUAGAGAUCAUUUCUCACAUCCUAAUAACAAUCAGGAAUUUUGGAAAGGUUCUUUGAGACGGCAGUGGCUGAAACAGAGACACUGCCAAGGUGUGGAGCUGGAUUUUCUCACUGGUAUCACAUGGCCUUGCAGCUUCGAACCCCUCCACCGAUUUGCGUGGGUUUAUGUAACUGUGUGCAAUGAACCUGAAAUCGUGUGAGGAACAAAAGGCCAAUUUAUAGGUUUUUCCUGACUUGUGAAAAGCAAUAGAGCCACAUCUGGCUUUCUUGUUCCAGGGGCUUAUGUUACAAGGGGAUCAAAUGAAGGAAAAGCUGGAGUCCGUUUGGCUGGGAGGGGCGCCUGUUCUCCCAGGUGACGGUGGAAUGAAGCACAAGGGCACAUGCUUGGCUAUCACCCGAGUAGGAAGGUGAUAGUUAAGUAGGGGAGGGGGUCCACUGGGGUGGGGCUGAAAAGCACAAGCAACCCGCAGACCUGUGUGGGCUCUCCUGUGUCUGCUGGUGAGGAGUGUGCACACUGGUCUCUGGGCCGCGUGGACUUUGGAGGUUGAUGGGAGAGGAUCUCGGAUUAGCCUCCCACCCACAUGAAAAAUGCUGAGGCCUGAAGUUGAGGUUUUGGCCUGAGAUUUCAAGGAGAAAUAUUUUCACCCUUCCCUCCUCUCUACCAAAAAGAAAACAAUAGUUUCUCUUUGAGAUCUCCAAAUAAAGACAUUUUAUCAUCAGUAUAGAUAGGACUUUGGCAUAUAAUGACAAAAAGAAAAAAAAAUCUGUUCUCAGAUGCAAAAAUGGCUUGGCAAGAAUCCUCUUGUGGAGCUGAGUGGUUAUUUCAGAGAGGAGAGUUAGAAAGAAAAGGGCAAGAAGCCUUUAAGGGAAUUUCUCCUUAUAGAAAAAAAAGUGAUUUAAAAGCUCCGUAGCAUGGAGAACAUGGUGCCAUAUCUCCAAGAGAGAAAUUUCUAUAUAACAAGUGAAUUGCAGUGUCUCCAUGACCAAACCAUGAUGUGGGGGCUCCUGAAAUCUCCCCAGGCUUCCUUAAUGCAGGAGCACACAUUUUGGAGUCUUGCUUGAGUCAGAUGAAAUGAGAAAUGAUUUUCUAGAGAGGCAGAAAUAGAAACGGAUGUGGCACCCCUUCUUUAGAUAGAAUUAAAAGUGUUUUUACCCUGUCACGGGGGGUUACAGCAUCCUUGUGUUUUCACCAAGCACAAGACACAAACUGAAGGGAAAGCAUCGGUUUACCCUUUGAGCCUUCCCGGCAGAUUGCAGGCCUGGUUCCCAGGUGGAUGGUUUCUGGUGUGUUACUACUAGUAUUUCUUAAGGGUUUCCCCACUUGUUUUAGCUUUGUGAAGUACUCUUUUCCUAAUCAUGACUUGCCUUUCCGCAAUGGUACAUGACUUGGUUCAAUGUUUGGUUCUAAAGUUAGAAACGGAUCCAUCCUAAUUUGACAAGGCCUCAGUAGGGAGCCAUACAUUUCUGUAACAUUUUGAUGUUUUAAUGCACCUGACUUAGAUCUUGUUGAAAUAAAGCACUUUUCAAACCCC